CAACCUCCAACUGGCUUGCCCUUCCUUGCCCUGUAAAUUCCUUGUCGGGCAUUCUCUCUAAUAAAUGCCUCUGGCCACAGGAGGGAGUGACCUCAACAAGCCCCUGCCUACACUAGGCAUAGAUGGGAAGGGAGGUGGGGUGAGACAAACACCACAGGGGACAGGGACACUCACUGCGCCCUGCAGCUUCUUAGUCCUUCAAGCAGCCAGGACAGCGCGCCGCGGGGACAGCACUGAGCACUGUCGACCGUGGCAGCGCGCGGCAGGACAAGGGCCAUGCUCCUAGACUGCCCGCGCUUCUUCUUCCUGGUGGUUCUGGGCACCCGCUGGGCGGGCUGGGGCAGCCACCAGGCAGAGGCCGCGCGGCUAAGACAAUUCUAUGUGGCCGCUCAGGGCAUCCUCUGGAACUACCAUCCUGAGCCCACAGAUCCAAGUAUGAAUUCUAUCCCUUCCUUCAAGAAAAUUGUCUACAGAGAGUAUGAGCCAAAUUUUCAGAGAGAAAAACCACGGUCUAGCAACUCAGGACUUCUCGGACCCACUUUAUAUGCUGAAGUUGGCGACAUCGUUAAAGUUCACUUUAAAAACAAGGCAGACAAACCACUGAGCAUCCAUCCUCAAGGGGUUAAAUACAGCAAAUUUUCCGAAGGAGCUUCUUACCCGGACCACACAUUCCCUGCGGAGAAGAAGGAUGAUGCUGUGGCUCCUGGAGAAGAAUACACCUAUGAAUGGGUCAUCAGUGAGGACAGCGGGCCCACACCUGAUGACCCACCAUGCCUCACCCACAUCUACUACUCCUAUGAAAACCUGACCCAGGAUUUCAACUCGGGUCUGAUUGGGCCUCUGCUUAUCUGCAAGAAAGGCACCCUGACUGAGGACGGGACUCAGAAGAUGUUUGACAAGCAACGUGUGCUUCUGUUUGCUGUGUUUGAUGAAAGCAAGAGCUGGAGCCAGUCACCAUCUCUAAUGUACACAAUCAAUGGCUUUGUGAAUAGGACGAUGCCAGAUAUAGCAGUCUGUGCCCAUGAUCACGUCAGCUGGCAUCUGAUUGGGAUGAGCUCGGGGCCAGAAAUGUUUUCUAUUCACUUCAACGGCCAAGUCCUAGAGCACAACCAGCACAAAGUGUCCACCGUCACUCUGGUCAGUGCGACGUCUACGACUGCGAACAUGACUAUGAGCCCAGAAGGAAAGUGGAUAGUUUCUUCUCUCAUCCCAAAGCAUUAUCAAGCUGGGAUGCAGGCUUACAUUGACAUUAAAAACUGCCCAAAGAAAACGAGGAACCCCAAGACACUCACUCGAGAGCAGAGGCGGCACAUGAAGAGGUGGGAGUACUUCAUCGCCGCAGAGGAGGUCAUUUGGAACUAUGCACCUGUGAUACCCGCCAAUAUGGACAAAAAAUACAAGUCUCUGCACUUGGAUAAUUUCUCAAACCAAAUCGGGAAACAUUACAAGAAAGUGAUUUACAGGCAGUAUGAAGAAGAGACCUUCACCAAACGCACCGAGAAUCCCAGUAUCAAACAAAGUGGGAUUUUGGGCCCUGUUAUUAGAGCCCAGGUCAGGGACACACUCAAGAUCGUGUUCAAAAAUAUGGCCAGCCGACCCUACAGCAUUUACCCUCAUGGGGUGACCUUCUCUCCUUACGAAGAUGGAGUCAACUCUUCCUCCACCUCAGGCAGUCACACCAUGAUCAGACCAGUUCAACCAGGGGAAACCUUCACUUACAAAUGGAACAUUCUAGAGUUUGACGAACCCACGGAAAGCGAUGCCCAGUGCCUAACAAGACCAUACUACAGUGAUGUGGACGUUACAAGGGACAUUGCCUCUGGGUUGAUAGGGCUGCUUCUAAUUUGUAAGAGCAGGUCCCUGGACCAGAGAGGCGUACAGAGGGUAGCAGACAUUGAGCAGCAGGUCGUGUUCGCUGUGUUUGACGAGAACAAGAGCUGGUACAUUGAGGACAACAUCAACAAGUUUUGUGAGAAUCCCGAUGAGGUGAAGCGUGAUGACCCCAAGUUUUACGAAUCAAACAUCAUGAGCACUAUCAAUGGCUACAUCCCUGAGAGCAUUUCCACUCUAGGAUUCUGUUUUGAUGACACUGUCCAGUGGCACUUCUGCAGUGUGGGAACACAAGAUGAUAUUUUGACCAUCCACUUCACUGGGCAUUCGUUCAUCUAUGGGAGGAGGCACGAGGACACCCUGACCCUGUUUCCCAUGAGUGGUGAAUCCGUGACUGUCACAAUGGAUAACGUUGGAACUUGGAUGUUGACCACCAUAAAUUCCAAUCCGAAACGCAGAAACCUAAGACUGAGAUUCAGGGAUGUUAAAUGUAUCCGGAAUGAUGAUGACGAAGACUCAUAUGAGAUUUAUGAACCUCUUGCACCUACAUCCAUGACAACCCGGAAAAUUCAUGACUCCAUAGAAAAUGACUUCGGCAUAGACAACGAAGAUUAUGAUUACCAGUACAUACUGGCGUCAUCACUAGGAAUUAGGUCAUUCAGAAACUCAUCAUUGAAUCCAGAGGAAAAUGAGUUCAAUCUCACUGCUCUCGCUCUAGAGAACAUAUCUGAGUUCAUAUCUCCAAGCACAGACAGAGUAGUUGGCUCAAACUCUUCAAGAAACCUUAGUAAUAGCACCAGUAAUAAUCUCAAAGACUCUCAAGGAACACUUCCUGGCUCAGAAGUCACCAUGGCUGAUACCCUCCUUGGAAACCUCACUGACUUAAAUGAGAGCUUCGUCCUCAACCCUUCUACAGAACAUCAUUCCAGCUCAUAUCAUAAAAACAAUUUGGAAAAUCCCCAGUCAAACAUCACAGUGGUAUACCUACUUCCUCUUGGUCCAAAGGGAUCAGGGAGUCAAGAACAGGCUAAACCUAAAACAAUCAAGACUGGAAGACCCCACAUGAUGAAGCACAGGUUCUCCUGGAUGAAAGCGCCAGCCGGCAAAACUAGGAGGCAUCCAAACCUAAAGAAUACUUAUUCCAGAGUAAAGUCUGAGGAGGACAUUCCUAGUGAUUUGUUACUCUUAAAACAGAAGAUCACACCCAAAUUUCUGAAUAGACGAUGGCAUGUGGCUUCUGAAAAGGGUAGUUAUGAAAUAAUACCAGAAAAUGGUGAAGACACAGAUGUUGAUAAGCUGACAAAGAGUCCUCAAAAUCAGACUAUCCCAGUGCCUUGGGGAGAGAGCACCUCUCACACAAACACAACAAGAAAGCCAAGUGACCUCCCAACAUUUUCUGGAGUUAGACAUAAGUCUCCACACGUAAGACAGGAGGAAGAGAACAGUGGUUUUCAGAAAAGACAGUUACUCAUCAGGACACGGAAGAAGAAGAAUAGAAGGCUGGCACCUCACAGUCCUCUAUCUCCAAGAAGCUCUUACCCUCUGAGAGAUGACCAUCCCUCGUUUUUAGACAGGGGACUACUUAAUCAUUCACUGUUACUCCACAAGUCCAAUGAAACGGCUCUUUCUACAGACCUAAAUCAGACCUCCUCAAUGAGCACUGACAGGUCACUUCCUGACUCUAAGCAGUAUGCCUCAAAUGACACUGAGCACAUGAGCUCUUCCUUAGAUCUUUACCAGUCAGUGCCCCCAGAGGAACAUUCUCCAACAUUUCCUGCCCAAGAUCCAGAUCAAACACACUCUACCACAGAUCCUAGCUCCAGAUCCUCUCCCCCAGAGCGCAGCCAGGGACUUGAUUAUGACCUAAGCCAUGAAUUUUACCCUGAUGACAUCAGUCAAACAUCUGUCUUUCCAGACCAAAGUCAAAAGCCGCCUCUCUCUUCAGAUGAUGGCCAAGUAAUCCCUUCCUCAGACUUAAGCCCCUUUACCAUCUCUCCAGAAUUGGAUCAGACAAUUAUUUACCCAGACCUGGAUCAGUUGCUCCUUUCUCCAGAUGACAAUCAGAACACCUCUUCACCAGAUCUGGGUCAGGUGCCCCAUUCUCCUGAUGACCUCAAGAACACCUCUUCCCCAGACCUGGGUCAGGUGUCCCUUUCUACUGAUGACCUCCAGAAUACCUCCUCCCCAGAUCUGGAUCAGUUGCCCUUUUCUACUGACAACCAGAACACCUCCUCCCCAGACCUGGGUCAGGUGCCCCUUUCUCCUGACAACCAGAAGACCUCCUCCCUGGACUUGGAUCAGGUGCCCCUUUCUCCUGAUGACCUCCAGAACACCUCCUCCCCAGAUCUGGGUCAAGUAUCUCUUUUUCCUGAUGACAAUCAGAAUUACUUCCUAGACCUGGGUCAGAUACCUCUCUCCUCAGACCAAAGCCAGGAGACCUCCUCCACAGACCUUAGCCUACUGACUCUCUCUCCUGAUUUUGGUCAGACAGUCCUUUUCCCAGACUUGGAUCAGAUGCCCCUCCCUUCAGACAACAGUCAGGUGACCCUUUCCCCAGACCUCAGCCUCUUGACCCUCUCACCAGAUUUUAAUGAGAUAAUCCUAUCCCCAGACCUUGGUCAGGUGACCCUCUCCCCAGACCUCAUCCAGACAAACCCCGCUCUUAACCACGGGCCCAGAGCAGCCUCUGCAGACUUUGGUCGAGCAUCUUACCCUCCAGAUUCUGGUCAGGCUUCACCCCUUCCAGAACUGAAUCAGACUCUUCCCCAUCCAGAUCUCGUUCACACACCAUCUCCUUUACCAUCUCCCACACCCAGUAACACUUCUCUGUCAGAGAAGUUUAACCCUCUUGUUGUAGUCGGUCUCAGUAGAGUGGAUGGAGACGACGUCGAGAUUGUUCCAAGUGUGGAGCUGGAGAGCAUAGAUGAAGAUUACGCUGAGGACGACUAUGUAACUUAUAAUGACCCCUACAGAACAGACACCAGGACAGAUGUCAACUCCUCCAGAAAUCCUGACACUAUUGCAGCAUGGUACCUCCGCAGCCACGGGGGAAACAAAAAAUACUACUAUAUUGCAGCUGAAGAAAUAUCCUGGGAUUAUUCAAAAUUUGCACAAAGUGAAAUGGACCAUGAAGACACAGACCACACUCCAAAGGACACCACAUACAAGAAAGUCGUUUUCAGGAAAUACCUUGAUAGCACUUUCACAAGUCGUGAUCCUCGGGCAGAAUAUGAGGAACACCUUGGCAUUCUUGGUCCUGUAAUCCGGGCUGAAGUGGAUGAUGUGAUCCAAGUUCGAUUUAAAAAUUUAGCAUCCAGACCGUAUUCUCUUCAUGCCCACGGACUUUCCUAUGAAAAAUCCUCAGAGGGAAAGACUUAUGAAGAUGACUCUCCUGAAUGGUUUCAAGAAGAUGAUGCUGUCCAGCCCAAUAGCAGUUACACCUAUGUGUGGCAUGCCACCGAGCGCUCAGGGCCAGAGAACCCUGGCUCUGCCUGCCGGGCUUGGGCCUACUAUUCUGCAGUGAAUGUGGAGAGAGACAUCCACUCAGGCUUGAUCGGUCCCCUUCUGAUCUGCCGGAAAGGAACACUGCACAAGGAGAGCAACCUGCCCAUGGACAUGAGAGAGUUUAUCUUACUCUUCAUGGUCUUUGAUGAGAAGAAGAGCUGGUACUAUGAAAAGUCCAAAGGGUCAUGGAGAAUUGAAUCCCCAGAAGCGAAAAAUUCUCACAAGUUCUAUGCAAUUAAUGGGAUGAUCUACAACCUGCCUGGCCUGAGAAUGUAUGAGCAAGAGUGGGUGAGGCUACACCUGCUGAACAUGGGCGGCUCCCAAGAUAUUCAUGUGGUUCACUUCCACGGCCAGACCCUGCUGGAUAACAGGACCAAACAGCACCAGUUAGGGGUCUGGCCCCUUCUGCCUGGCUCAUUUAAAACUCUUGAAAUGAAGGCAUCCAAGCCUGGCUGGUGGCUCCUAGACACAGAGGUUGGAGAAAACCAGGUAGCCGGCAUGCAAACGCCAUUUCUCAUCAUAGACAAAGAGUGUAAGAUGCCAAUGGGCCUAAGCACUGGUGUCAUAUCUGAUUCACAGAUCAAGGCUUCAGAAUAUUUGACUUAUUGGGAGCCCAGAUUAGCAAGAUUAAAUAAUGCUGGUUCAUAUAAUGCUUGGAGUAUAGAAAAAAAUGCAUUAGAUUUUCCCAUUAAACCUUGGAUCCAGGUGGACAUGCAGAAGGAAGUCGUAGUCACCGGCAUACAAACCCAAGGUGCUAAACACUACCUGAAGUCUUGCUUUACCACGGAGUUCCAAGUGGCUUACAGCUCUGACCAAGUCAACUGGCAGAUCUUCAGAGGGAACAGCAAGAAGAAUGUGAUGUAUUUUACUGGCAAUUCAGAUGCCUCUACAAUAAAAGAGAAUCGGCUUGACCCACCGAUUGUGGCUAGAUACAUUAGAAUACAUCCAACAAAAUCCUAUAACAGACCCACCCUUCGGCUGGAGCUGCAGGGCUGUGAGGUGAACGGAUGUUCCACACCACUGGGCCUGGAAGAUGGAAGGAUUCAAAACAAGCAAAUUACUGCAUCUUCAUUUAAAAAGUCAUGGUGGGGAGAUUACUGGGAGCCUUCUCUUGCCCGCCUGAAUGCCCAGGGCCGUGUGAACGCCUGGCAAGCCAAGGCAAACAACAACAAGCAGUGGUUACAAGUCGAUCUGCUCAAAAUCAAGAAGGUAACGGCCAUCGUUACGCAGGGCUGUAAGUCUCUGUCCUCUGAGAUGUACGUGAAGAGCUACAGCAUCCAGUACAGUGACCAGGGUGUGUCGUGGAAACCUUACCGGCAGAAAUUCUCCAUGGUGGACAAGAUUUUUGAAGGAAAUAGCAAUACCAAAGGGCAUAUGAAGAACUUUUUCAACCCACCUAUUAUUUCCAGAUUUAUUCGCAUCAUUCCUAAAACAUGGAACCAAAGCAUUGCACUUCGCCUGGAACUCUUUGGCUGUGACAUUUAUUAGAAUUAAAUAUCAAAAAAAAAAAAAAAAAAGGAAAAGAGAAUAAAAGCUGAAGAAACUCCUUCAGGCCUAAACCAUUCAGAGCAGGCAAUAUAGUAUGGAUAUUUUAAAUGUUAACAAACUUUCUGCUAUUUUUUUUCUAAUAGAGAAUAAAGUUUAUAUAUGAAGCUUUUACAAUGUUCCUUCAUCACUGCCAUUAAGUGAGAGGGCGACUAUUAUUUCUUCACUGAUUUGAAUAUAAAUGGGAAAAUAUUAAGACCCGGCAAGGAUAUAACUGUCUUUCACCCUGAUUAAAAACGUUAUAUAAUGUAAUAGUUAUAUAAUGGAUUGAUUUGAUUCACUAUGGCUCUUUCAAAUCCUGUAGACAUUAAAGAUAUUACUUUUGGAAACUUC
Mastomys coucha (southern multimammate mouse) is the source of this 7212-nucleotide messenger RNA. It is a transcript of the gene F5, whose product is annotated as coagulation factor V. Gene Ontology annotation, molecular function: copper ion binding. Lineage: Eukaryota; Metazoa; Chordata; Mammalia; Rodentia; Muridae. The transcript has 25 exons. Bases 277 to 6822 code for a protein of 2181 amino acids. The record is from RefSeq and is a predicted model, not a curated record.